AAAAAGAAAAUUGAGAUAAAUUGGGAAGCUCUGAUUUGCCAUGCGAGUAGAACGUAGGUGAAAGUUGUAGUGCGAGUGUUUAAAGUUAGACUUUCGAUAAUUAGUCGGAUGACCCGUGGAAAAAAGGAGAACGUUGAUAACAGAGGAAAGGAGAUUCAAAAUUGGAAAAAGAAUGAAGAAGAUAGAAGAAGGAUCUUCUGAAAUGGGCCCCUACCCGUUCAGUUCCGUGAGGUCGUACCUCUCCACGAAGGAGCCACGACCCCCCCCCUCCCCCCGAGAUCCGACGGAGGACCGUGUUUUGGGGGUUCAGGGAAAAAAGCCCCCCAGUCCUGAGAUGUCUGCGUUGAAGAGACCAGGGGAAAAAUCUCAGGAACGAAAGGAAGCUGGACCAGGCGACAAGAAAGACGCAGAAGCUAACCCAGGAACACGAGCAAAGGCAGCCACUUUGCCCAGAGCCAACGGACCCUCCGACCUCCUACCGACACGUAGGUCUCCACCCACACAAGUGCUCAAGGGUCAGCGACGUCUUGCAGCGUUUUCAGGAAAGCGAACAAAAUAUAGUACAAUCGCGAAAGAUAGACACCCGGCUAGAUUGACUGCUCGCAAGAUGGUCGUAGCACCCUAAGGCUGCUUAAGACCCCCGUCGGGAGGUCCGGAGAGACCAUAUUGCGACCACAACCUGGGCCAGACCUCCUGAGCAAGCUCAGCAGAUGAGACCGAGGGGCGACCCCCGUCAGCACAGUCCACGUGCGUCUCUCUAACAGAAUGAACUACCCUAUUAUGAUUACUCGAAGAAAUAUGCUCGGCCUAACCAAAGAAUUAAGAAAAAUAAAGCGCGCACAAUGAAAAUAAACGAGAACGGAACAGAAGGAAGCAGGCAGAAAGAAAGAAAUAAGGAAAGCACAGAAAGAAUCACGAAUUAAAAAAAAGAAAAGUAGCAAAGUAAGGAACACGGGUGUAGGACAAAACAAGAAAUAAAUAUGGAAAUAAAAGGAUACAAACGAGUAAAACAGGAGAUGGUCCAAGAGGCCGAUAUGGGCGCCCACUCGUGGAAGAAUGACCGCUCUGAGCCUGAGGAAUCCCAAAAGUGUCUCCCCCGCACACCCCGCGGCUUCUGCGAUAGUAUAAUAAGCAGAUAUGUGACCUAUGUACCUGGCACUAAUAUGAUUUCAAUACUUCACGUUAGAGGAAUUCACAGCUCCUGUACCUGACAUGAUCAUUUACACGUAAGUGUUUUUUGAGGUUAUCCUUACGGGACUCCAUUAUGGAACACGCGACCAGGCGUCGUUUGAGUAAUACAUACAUUUUUGCUCCCGCAGCUUCGAGGAGAAAAGGAAUGUCUGU
Molecule: messenger RNA, 1344 nt
Organism: Cephus cinctus (wheat stem sawfly)
Lineage: Eukaryota; Metazoa; Arthropoda; Insecta; Hymenoptera; Cephidae
Exons: 2
Coding region: 173-625 (150 amino acids)
Source: RefSeq, a predicted model, not a curated record